This is a messenger RNA of Ochotona curzoniae (black-lipped pika), 2602 nucleotides long. Its product is annotated as sodium/hydrogen exchanger 2-like. Gene Ontology annotation, biological process: regulation of pH; sodium ion transport; proton transmembrane transport. The transcript is spliced from 12 exons. Bases 452 to 2602 code for a protein of 716 amino acids. Gene Ontology annotation, cellular component: membrane. The record is from RefSeq and is a predicted model, not a curated record. Lineage: Eukaryota; Metazoa; Chordata; Mammalia; Lagomorpha; Ochotonidae. Gene Ontology annotation, molecular function: sodium:proton antiporter activity.
UGCAGUAUGCAUCUUGAAAUUUUCAUCCCACUUAAGGGCUUGGGGUACAGAGAACUUGAUAAUAUUUGGGAAAUUUAGGAAGUCUUCUUGAAUGCUUCUUUGACAUCUAUAAGAAAACUAGAACAACUUCACAGUCAGAAAAUAGGUUGUUAAGUGUCCAGACUCCAGUUCCCAGUGGUUUUCCUCACUUGAGAAUUAGGACUGGGGGUAAAAUCAUUUUCAAUGUCAAUCAAUGAAUUUGUUCUAGCCGGAUCCUGGCUCUAUUCUCACUGCAGAAUCUAACAACCUAUCAUUUCUCUGCAGAGACUCCCGGGAGCUGCUGGAAUAUCUACAGAGCUACUAAGUGUUAGCCAGCGGUCUAAGGGUUAGGGCUGUCAAACCACAUUUGUGAGCAGCUGCAUCUAAGGAGGAUAUUACACUCCUUUCUGGAACACAAUUGGCAGAGCUGGUGAUGGCCUGUGGAUCAGGGCUCCUGUUGCCUCUGCUGCUGGGGCAACUGUGCUCUCAGUUUCCAGGAACCUCUGGGGCUAGUAUGCAGCACCACAGGGAUCUGCAGAAAGACAAUGGCAGCUGGGGACUGGAAGGAACACAGGAAAAUGGUUCAGUGGUGUCUACUCACACACUCCUCUUCUCUCUGGAUUACCAGCAUGUGCAGAUUCCUUUUGAGAUCACACUCUGGAUCAUGUUAGCCUCUCUGGCAAAGAUAGGAUUUCACCUCUAUAAUAAGAUGCCCACAGUUGUACCUGAGAGCUGUCUCUUGAUAUUUGUAGGUCUCAUCAUGGGAGGACUAAUCUACAGUUUAAAUGAUAAAUCCCCACCAGUCAUGGAUAGUGACAUAUUUUUCCUCUAUUUGCUUCCACCAAUAGUGCUUGAGGCAGGAUAUUUUAUGCCAAGUCGGCCCUUUUUUGAGAACAUAGGAACCAUUCUGUUGUAUGCAGUAGUUGGAACCAUGUGGAAUGCCUUUGGAAUAGGCCUUUCCCUCUAUGGCAUAUGCCAGGUAGAGUACUUCAACCUUCAAGACCUAUCAUUGCUCCAUAACCUUUGGUUUGGUAGCCUGAUUGCUGCAGUGGAUCCUGUCGCUGUACUGUCUGUAUUUGAAGAAAUACAUGUGAAUGAAAAGCUUCAUAUUUUGGUAUUUGGAGAAUCUCUCCUUAAUGAUGCCGUUACUGUUGUUCUCUAUAAAUUGUUCAAAUCUUUUUGUGAGAUGCCAUCUAUCAAAUUAUUGGAUGUUUUGGCUGCAAUAGGAAAGUUUUUUUUGGUUGGAAUAGGAGGAGUUUUCAUCGGGUUCCUGUUUGGCAUGUUUGCUGCCUUUACGACCCGCUUUACCAAGACAAUCCGGGUCAUUGAACCCCUCUUCGUCUUCUUGUAUAGUUAUCUCUCCUACCUGACAGCUGAAAUGUUCCAUCUUUCAGGAAUUGUGGCAAUUAUUGCCUGUGCCAUGAGCAUGAAACGUUAUGUGGAAGCUAACAUUUCUCAGAAGUCCCAUACUACUAUCAAAUACUUUAUGAAGAUGUGGAGCAGUGUUAGUGAUACUCUUAUAUUCAUCUUCCUUGGUGUUUCUACCAUUGGAAAUAACCAUGAAUGGAAUUGGCCUUACAUUUGUUCCACUAUCAUUUUUUGUCUUAUUUGGAGAGCACUAGGAGUUCUUGUGUUGACUUUCUUCGUGAACAAGUUUCAUGUGAAUACAGUCACCAGAAAGGACCAGUUUAUUAUAGCCUAUGGGGGCCUUAGAGGAGCAAUCUGUUUUUCCCUUGUUUUUCUGCUCCCAGAAUUUUCCAGAAAGAAGCUCUUCAUUGCAGCAACCACAGUUGUUAUUCUCUUUACUGUUUUUGUACAGGGGAUGACCAUUCGUCCUCUUGUUGACUUACUAGAUGUUACAAGGAGAAGAGAGACCUCUCCAACUGUGAGUGAGCAAAUUCUUAUUAGGUUCUUUGACCAUUUGUUGGCCGGCAUAGAAGAUAUAUCAGGACACUGGGGACAAUAUUACUGGAAAGACAAAUUAGAAUAUUUCAAUAGUAGAUACCUUCAGAAGAUCUUGCUCAGAGAAUAUGACCAGCCGAAAUCAAGCAUUGUCCUUCUUUAUGAAAAACUUGAGAGAAAACACGCCAUUGAACUAGCAGAAGCAGGCCAGUUAAUACAUACGCCAUCUAGCACAUCCUUGCUCCGUGAGACAGCUAUGUCAAUUCAAUCUCCAGCACCUACAAAUCAGGACCUCCUGGAUAAUAUUCAAGAAAUAUUGAGUACAAACCUUUAUAAAAUUAGGAGAGUGGCUCCAGCAUAUAACAAGUACACCCUUCCAGGGGAAAUGGCAACAGCAGAACAGGCAAAGGAAAUUCUCAUUCGGCGCCAUAAGAGCCUACGACCAAGUUUUUCUCCAUAUGACUGCGAUCAAUCUCAAAAGGAGAAAGAUAUCUAUUCCUUAUCACAUGGUGCUCAUGAAAUGAAGGCUAAACGGUGCCAGUCAUUAACUCCAGCGGAUUUCCUAACUCCUUCUGGUGUGAAAUAUAACCGUUCCAAGUCAGAAUGUUAUAUCCCGUCUCUGAAGGCUAGCAGCGUGGAAUGCAUAAAUGAAUAUGAAAGAGAUAAAGAUCAAGUUUUGUAA